GGCUACUCUUCAAUGAUGUCUACUCUGCUUCAAAGUUUGCUGUGGAGGGGUUCUGUGAGAGUCUAGCAGUACAAGCCAUGAAGUUCAGUGUGAAGAUGACUCUAGUGGAGCCUGGUCCGGUGGGGACAGAAUUUAAGAGGAAGGUGUACGAGGACGCUGAGAAGAUGGACCUCGCGGGGGCAGACGAGGAGACUGCUAGGAUCUUCCGUGAGAUCUACCUGCCCUACUCUAGGAAGGUGUUCAACUCUCUCGCACAGACACCCGAGGAAAUAGCAGAGCAAACACUUCAACUGAUGACAGUGAGCCUCCGUUUCGCCACCAGACCAACCGUGUGUACAUGCCCAUGACUGACCUGAAGCACGCAGACCCUACCGGUCGUCUACCCCUGGACACCUUUUAUAAGCUGCUAUUCAAGCACGACAGUCUAUUCACUGCCAGUCUGGGGCUGCUGCGCAUGUUGCAGAAGAGGAGCUCCAAUUGAGCAGAAGGUUGGAGACAGAGUGAAUAACCUAGUGAGGAGAGAUAGGGGGAUAGAGAGAGCAGAAGGUUGGAGAGACAGAGUGAAUAACCUAGUGAGGAGAGAUAGGG
Molecule: messenger RNA, 588 nt
Organism: Oncorhynchus tshawytscha (Chinook salmon)
Lineage: Eukaryota; Metazoa; Chordata; Actinopteri; Salmoniformes; Salmonidae
Product: retinol dehydrogenase 8-like
Exons: 3
Coding region: 78-347 (89 amino acids)
Source: RefSeq, a predicted model, not a curated record